Humulus lupulus (European hop) is the source of this 1404-nucleotide messenger RNA. RefSeq names its product transcription termination factor MTERF6, chloroplastic/mitochondrial. Bases 167 to 1147 code for a protein of 326 amino acids. NCBI's taxonomy places the organism in Eukaryota, Viridiplantae, Streptophyta, Magnoliopsida, Rosales, Cannabaceae. The record is from RefSeq and is a predicted model, not a curated record. The transcript has 2 exons. Gene Ontology annotation, cellular component: chloroplast. Gene Ontology annotation, molecular function: double-stranded DNA binding. Gene Ontology annotation, biological process: regulation of DNA-templated transcription; chloroplast organization.
UCCCCAACAGAUAUCAGAUAAGCUUUCUCUCUUUACUUCUCUGCCAAUACCGUUAUGUACUCUGAUCAACUCUCAAGUCUCGGUGGCUGCAAACCAUGAAAAACGGCUCCUAAAGCUCUGUUCUUGAGUACCCUUCUUACUGUGCUGAUCAAAUCAAGGAGGAGUGAUGGAUAUGAGUAACACCCAAAAUGGUAUUAUGUGGUUCUUCAGGGAUAAAGGUUUUGAUGAUAAGAGUAUUAAUGAAAUGUUCAGAAAAUGUAAGCGUCUUGAAGGUGCAGAAAGUGAGAGAGCUUCUGAGAAUUGGGCUUACUUGAAAAGUGUAGGUAUUCAAGAGAGAAAGCUACCUUCUGUUAUUUCCAAGUGUCCUAAAAUCCUUACUCUUGGUCUUCAUGAGAAGCUUGUUCCCACUGUUGAAUGUCUCAACACCCUUGGUACCAAGCCCAGAGAAGUUGCUUCAGCCAUUACCAAGUUCCCUAAUUUACUCUCCCAUAGUGUGGAAGAGAAACUAUGUCCACUUUUAGCCUUCUUUCAGGCUCUGGGUAUUCCUGAAAAGCAACUUGGAAAGAUGAUUUUGCAAAAUCCAAGGCUUAUUAGCUACAGUAUUGAGACAAAGCUGACUGAAAUUGUUGAAUUCCUUGCUGGUCUUGGCCUUGCUAGAGAUGGGGUUAUUGGGAAAGUACUUGUUAAGAACCCUUUUAUUAUGGGUUACAGUGUUGAUAAAAGAUUGCGUCCUACUGCAGAGUUUUUGAGAGCAAUAGGUCUCACUGAGUCGGGUCUUCAGUCAGUGGCUAUGAGUUAUCCUGAAGUUUUGUGUAGAGAUGUGGACAAGAUUUUGAGGCCAAAUUUCACUUAUCUUCAGAGUUGUGGGUUUGGAGAUGGACAAAUAGCAACUUUGGUAACUGGCUAUCCACCUAUUCUGAUCAAGAGUAUCCAGAAUUCUUUACAACCUAGAAUCAAGUAUUUGGUAGAGGAGAUGGGAAGACAGAUUGAUGAAGUCACUGAUUUUCCCGAUUUCUUUAGGUAUGGUUUGAAGAAAAGAUUGGAGUCACGGCACAAAGCUUUGAAACAGAGGAAAGUGGAUUGCAGCUUGAAUGACAUGCUGGACUGUAACCAAAAGAAGUUUCAAAUGAAGUUUGGUUUGGUUUGAAGGAAGGUACUAGAUAACAUCUUUUCAAAUUUCAUUUUUGUUGUAGUGUAGCUUGGAGUUGAACUUGUAGAUUGAAUUUAUGCUCUUCAGUUUGUAGUUAUUCCAUAUUGUUUAUGAUUCUGGAUGUACCAAAGAGACAAAGCUGACUCAAGCCGCUGUUUGGGCAUAAGCCAUCUUGAUUUAAUUUUAUGUGAAGCUCUCAAUAUUUUCGAGUUUAAACUUUCUGCUCUGGUAAUAUAAUUGCCUUGAGAUUGUCU